Molecule: messenger RNA, 800 nt
Organism: Melanotaenia boesemani (Boeseman's rainbowfish)
Lineage: Eukaryota; Metazoa; Chordata; Actinopteri; Atheriniformes; Melanotaeniidae
Product: immunoglobulin lambda-like polypeptide 1
Exons: 3
Coding region: 133-729 (198 amino acids)
Source: RefSeq, a predicted model, not a curated record
ACUAAAGUAGUGGACUGACCAACAGACUGACGUUAACAUCAGAGCCAUGCUGCUAGUGUGGCUAAAAGAGAAGAGAAGAAGAGACAGUCAUGUUGAUAUGAACAUUAGAGAAACACAUCAUGGAGCUGAAAUAUGAUCCUGCUUCAUCAUUUGAACUCCUUCACCUCAGCUGACACGUUCACCAGCAGACAGGUUUUUGUACCAGUCUUUCUCACUGUGAUCCUCAUCUUUGGUUCUGGGACUAAACUGUAUGUAACAGAUGAGCAGGUAGUGAAGCCCGUGGUGAGCGUGUACCCAGCAGCAUCCAGAGUCCACCAGGAGGGGAAGAGCUCCCUGCUGUGUCUGGCCUCAGCCAUGUUUCCUCCUCUGGUCCAGUUCUCCUGGAAAAGACAGAAGGAGGACGGCUCUCUGGAGGAGCUGCUCCCUGCUGAGGGAGAUCAGCUGGAGAUCAGAGAGUCAGGACGCUCCGCUGCCAUCAGGGUGGUCGAUCGUGAUGCUUUCUACACACAGAAAUACAUCUGCUACGUCAAGCAUGAGGGGGGAACAGUGGAGGCCCAAACACAACAAGAUGUUUGUCCCUGGCUUCAGACGCUCUUAAACCAAGUGAAGCUGCUCUUGCUGCUGUCCACAGUGCUGAUGGUGAAGAGUCUGGUGUACUGCUGUGGACUCUCUCUGCUGAUGAUCCUCAGAAACAAGGGACCGUCCACCAACUGCACACAUGCUGACUGACUGUUUUCUGCUGGACUUUUCUCUCCAUCAAAUCUCAUCAAUUCAUCUCAUUCAUCACUUUGAUCAGGAUU